Saprolegnia diclina VS20 is the source of this 615-nucleotide messenger RNA. RefSeq lists its product as hypothetical. The transcript is spliced from 3 exons. The record is from RefSeq and is a predicted model, not a curated record. NCBI's taxonomy places the organism in Eukaryota, Oomycota, Saprolegniomycetes, Saprolegniales, Saprolegniaceae. The coding region runs from base 1 to 615 and encodes 204 amino acids.
AUGCCAAAGCCCACGCGCACCACCGUCGCGGUCGGUGUCCUGUUUGUUGCCCAUGCAGUCUAUGCUGCAUGCGUCAUCGCACUCGAGGCGUCCAUGUACGGCGAGCUCCUCAAGCGACCAAAUGCUCGCACGCUGAGCAUCGUGCUCCUCCUCGCGAGUGCUGCCGGCCUCGCGCACCUCGUCUGGACGCGGAACGUCCCGUCGCCCAAUGUGUGCAUCUUGCUCUUGGUCCUCGACGUUGUCUGCGUCAGCGUGCUGCUAUCGACGGCGGUGAACGCCGGCGCUCACAACCCGUGGAACCCGAUGCCCUCUGAGAACAAGUACCCGGUCGGAGGCGCGACCGUCUUUGCCAAAGCGUACUGUGCGAGCCAAGGCCACCGCGUGUGCAGCGCGUUUCCUCUUGUCCAAACGAUCCGCAACCUCUCGACGCUGCCAGCCACGUUGCUCACCGUGACGGUGACCUCGUCGACGACCCUCGAGCACUUUUGUGCGAAUGCGCACUUGCCGCCAGUGCCGAGUCUCUUCAACAUGACGUCACCCAACGACAUGCUUACGCCGGCGUACUUGUUGUGUGAUGAGACCGACUACACGCCUAUAUGUGCCUGUAUCAACUAA